AUGUCCCAGGACGAAGAACGCCCCCGAGUAAUCCACGCCUCGAAGAGCUUCAGUCGCUUCGACUCCGCCCCGCAGGGCCCCCGCCAUCGGAGCCGCGCAAGCACUGUGGGAGCUUCCAUUCCCGAGAUUCUGCAUCCCACUGCUUUCGCCCACCAGGACAGCGACCAGAGCGAGACGGGAGAUGUCUUUGCCACGCGCUCCGAAGACGGCGAUGCUCGCGACGACGACGCUGAUGGCGACAUCGCCCUCCCCGAGUCGUUCGAGGACUUGCCCAUCGAGAUCAGGAGCCUGGCUGAAAGAUUCAUAGAGUCGCUCUCCGCUCGCGUGCAUCCCAGUCCCAUUGGCAUCGACUCGCUGUCCGACCUGUUUCAAGAGUUCUACGUCCGCGCUGCCUCCCAAAUAGACACACACAUCGCUGCUCUCUCUACAAGACUGUCCCGCCAAGGCUCUACCACGUCACUGGCUUCUCGUACAUCUACAGGCUCGCGCAAUGCUCGAAAAACGUCCGAAUCGGGGCAAGAGCAACAGAUGCUCACCGUCUCGGAAAUUUCGGAUCGCAAGAAGGCACGAAGACUGCUAGAGCUCAAAAGAACCGCUCUCGAGGAGGCAGUGGAGAGGGCUGUAUGCGAGAAGUUAAGCAAGGACCAGAUCUACUCCCGGAUAUGGCGCCACCGUAGUACGGAUGACGGUGAACGAGACGAGAAGCUCCGCUCGCGCACAGCUGCCCUCUCGCUCGUUGGCAUCGGCCUGAAAGAACUCCUUGGGCACGGCGAAGAAAUCACGCCUGAUAUGCGGAAAUCCAUGGAGGAAAAGAAGGAAGAAAUACCCGAGAUGCUCGCCGAAGCGCGUGAGAGCAUCCAAAGAAUGAAUGACGAGAAAUACCCGCUUGGAAAGCUGCAGCACCUGACUGCCGCUCACAAGCACAUCGUCGAGGCCUUGUCGCACAUCUUCCCAAGCUCCUCCUCAGCCGACGAGAUCCUGCCGACCCUCAUUUACGCCCUCAUCACCAGUCCUCCAGACAGCAUUUGUGUCAUCAGCAACUUGCACUUCAUUCAGAGAUUUAGGACUGCAAGCAAGCUUGAUGGAGAAUCUGCGUACUGCCUGGUGAAUUUGGAGGCUUCUAUUUCCUUCCUUGAAAACGUGGACCUUUCAACUCUUCGCGCGGAUGAGCUGCCAGGAGGUCCCGAUAAGUCUUCCAGACCGAUUACACCUAGCGGUGCUGCACCUAUGGAUCUUGGUAUUACCCCUGCCAAGUCAAGUCUUGCCCCAGAUGGUGAAGAUGGCAAGAACGAUCUUCCGUCACCACUGGACAAGUCUCAGCGGCGUUUGAGCAAUUUGAUCCAGCAACAAACGAACAGAAUCGAAGCAGCCAGCGACGCAGCACGGCAGGCCGUAUUAGACAGCGCAGAUCAGGCGUUUGAGUCGAUCAAUCAGACUCUUGACAACAGCCUCAAGUUCUUGUUCGGCCGCUUGAAAGAGCAGCAAGCCGGAGGCAAGAGCGAGGUCGUCCAGCCAAAGACCCUUGAAGACGUCCGCAAGCUCGUUAGCACUCCGCCACCAAUAGACGACAACGCCAGCGGGAGCAGCUCUAUCAACGAAGAGGCAACAGAGUCAACCCGUGACAGCAAAGUCACUGACCUAUUCGGUGGUCGUCGCCCUCUCCGAGAGCGUAGCGUUGACAGCGCCAAGAGUGGCGCAAGCAGCAGACGCGUGGCGUUUACCCCUGCAGACAAGGGUACUGACCCUCUGACGAGCCCUCCGCCACAAGCUUCAACGCCAACCAGUGCUGGUGUUUCCGCCGUAGAGUCGAUGCGGAAUCUAGGGAGCUCCCUCAACCCGCUACGUGGGUUUGGCGGCAUGAAUAUGCUCCCGAAAUUCGGCAGGGCGAAUACCUCGCCCUCUGCUCCUACUACGCCGACGCUUCCAGCAGAGAAGGCCAAACCGGAGCCAAGCAAGCCGGCGCCAACAUCGUCGCCUUCUCCCGGGCCUGAAGCGAAUCCGAAGGCUGCCGCUGCCCUAAACAGACUUGACGAGCUUAGCAAGACUGCGCCUCCAGUUAAGCGAUUCAUCGACGCCAAAGAGGCUAAAGAUUUGAAGAUUGGAGACAUAGAAGAGCUAUUGAAAGACUAUCAGAGGCUGGCAAGUGCCAUCAGAACCGCCCUGAAACCUCAAUAA
This is a messenger RNA of Lasiodiplodia theobromae, 2175 nucleotides long. RefSeq names its product Vps9 domain protein. Gene Ontology annotation, molecular function: guanyl-nucleotide exchange factor activity; small GTPase binding. The record is from RefSeq and is a predicted model, not a curated record. Gene Ontology annotation, cellular component: cytosol; endocytic vesicle. Bases 1 to 2175 code for a protein of 724 amino acids. Gene Ontology annotation, biological process: vesicle-mediated transport. NCBI's taxonomy places the organism in Eukaryota, Fungi, Ascomycota, Dothideomycetes, Botryosphaeriales, Botryosphaeriaceae. The transcript is spliced from 3 exons.